UUCCAAUGAAGGCAGCACCUCAUGUGACCACAGCUUCUGUUAGUAUAAAACCCAGCAGUGUUUGUAAAGAGACACACUGAACAUCUUCACUCAACACAAACAUAACAUCGCUCAACACUGCAGAUCAGAGAAUGGCUUUGAAAAUGGAAAGCUACAUGGCACUGCUGGCUGUCACGUUUGCCUUCAUUAUGGUCCAAAUGGAAAUCUCUGUAGAUGGUCAAAAUACAGUCGCCUCCCGGCCCAACACUACCAACACUACCAACACUACCUACACUACCAACACUACCAACGGCAAAAACAACAUCAACAACACUGGAACUGGUGUCACCACAAGCACCGGCGUCACCGCGGGCACCGGCGGGGGCACGGGCGGGGGCACGGGCGGGGGCACGGGCGGGGGCACGGGCAUCACCGGCGCAGGCACAGGCGGCACCGGCGUCUACGCAGGCAUGGCCAGCUAUACUUCAUCUUCCACCUCAUCCUUUAAGACCGGCUGCUUCCAAAUCCUGCAGCAUGUGCUCAUGGCUUUGAGCUUUCUACAGAUCAUACAGUGAUCAAUAACUUUACCUCAUCUUCUGGACCACUUGGGACUUUAAAGUAACCUACGAGUCUUUAAUAAUGUUAAUGAUUUUUCUCAGAUUGAUGGUCACCUUUUUGCUUCACAUUAUGCAAAUGAUUUGAGUAAUGAAAAAUGUUAAGUUAUAUAAAAGAGCCGAGAGGUUGUGUUAAGCAACCGCUCAAUAUGUAAAAGCUAACAAUUGAAAGGUAACCAUAGGUACCUGUUAUCUGUCACUAGUGAACGUCUUAGUACAAAA
Messenger RNA from Triplophysa dalaica, 815 nucleotides. RefSeq lists its product as uncharacterized. The record is from RefSeq and is a predicted model, not a curated record. The transcript has 2 exons. The coding region runs from base 132 to 554 and encodes 140 amino acids. NCBI's taxonomy places the organism in Eukaryota, Metazoa, Chordata, Actinopteri, Cypriniformes, Nemacheilidae.